AUGGAAGAAUACUUUGCAUAUAUUAUCAUAUUUUCUGCUUUCACUGCAGUAUAUGUCGGAUCGGUUCUUGUCUACCGCCUUUACCUCAGUCCCUUAGCGAAAUUCCCAGGUCCCCGCCUGGCAGCUGCCACGCGCCUCUAUGAGAUUUAUUUCCAGCUCAUUAGAGGUGGUACAUUCACAUGGCAUAUCAACGAUCUCCAUGACACAUACGGCCCUGUGGUUCGAAUCACUCCAUGGGAAAUUCACAUCAAAGAUCCUGACUACUACAACACCCUCUACGCCGGCCCGCAAAAACACCGCAACAAGGACCCCCUAUUCAGUUACAUCGGAUAUCCCCAGUCUAUAUUCUCACUCAACUCGCAUGAAGUUCAUCGACCAUGGAGAAAGAUUUUGGGUCAUUUUCUCAAAAAGGGCGCCGUGCAAGACCUUGAGCCAGUUAUUCAGGCAAAUACUCAGGCCCUAUGCAAGCACUUCUCAGCAGCAGUAAAGAACAAAGGUAUACUGGAGUUAUAUGCUGCUUUCCAUUGCUUUACGAGCGAUACUCUUUCCCAACAUGCCUUCGGACGGGACAUCGGGUUUCAUCAUCUAGAUGAACCGGAGUUAUCGAAUACUUGGAAGACACAAGUGAACACGAUGUUUGAAUUCUGCCGCCCGAUUCGACACUUCAACUUCAUGGGUGACAUAGCGCAUCUGAUUCCUCGUCAGCUCGCGUUGGUGCUUCCUCCUUAUGCCCACGUCUAUGCAAUGGAGCAGGGCGUCAGAUCUCGAAUCCAAACUCUGGUAGACCGCUAUGAUAAGUGGGAAUGUAAAAUGCAGUCAGAUAACCUCUCAGCGGAAAAAGGCCCAUUUCUGAGUAGCCCCAAGGCUAUCUAUCCUGCGAUUAUGAGUGAUCCCGACGUGCCUUUGAUUGAAAAGUCCCAAUCUCGGCUGGAAGAUGACGCCAUAUUCCUCAUGUUUGCCGGAACAGAUGCUCCGUCCCAAACCUCCGCUAUAACUCUCUUUCAUCUGAUUAACAACCCAGAAAAGUACCAAAGACUAAAAAACGAGCUCUUGGCAGCGAUUCCAGAAGUGAAAGCUGUCCCAUCUCUCAACCAACUCGAGCAGAUUUCUUAUCUAGGUAUCCGUCUGGCCUCCGUGGUGACAACUCGGCUUCCUCGCUCGGCCCCAGAUGAGGUUCUACAGUACAAGGAGUGGGACAUCCCAGCAGGGACUUUUGUUUCCAUGUCGACAUAUUUUAUUUUGAGGGACCCAAAGAUAUUUCCUGAGCCGACGAAAUUUCUCCCAGAGCGCUGGCUACUCGAGCCAGAGGAGUUACAGCAGCUUGAGCGUUAUCUAGUUCCAGGCUCGAAGGGAACUCUCGGGUGUCCUGGACAAAGCAUGAACUGGUCGUGGAUGCAUCAUACUAUCGGCAAUCUUGUACGUCGAUUUGACAUGGUCUUGCAUGAGACUACGGAGCGAAAUGUGCAGAUGGUUCGGGACAAUUUUAUUGGACAAACAGCGCCAGGUACCCAUAACGUGCAGGUGAAAGUGAUGGAGGAGCAUUUCAAAUAG
Molecule: messenger RNA, 1551 nt
Organism: Penicillium waksmanii
Lineage: Eukaryota; Fungi; Ascomycota; Eurotiomycetes; Eurotiales; Aspergillaceae
Product: cytochrome P450
Exons: 5
Coding region: 1-1551 (516 amino acids)
Molecular function (GO): iron ion binding; monooxygenase activity; heme binding
Source: RefSeq, a predicted model, not a curated record